This is a messenger RNA of Hyalella azteca, 4459 nucleotides long. RefSeq names its product transmembrane protein 132E (gene dtn). NCBI's taxonomy places the organism in Eukaryota, Metazoa, Arthropoda, Malacostraca, Amphipoda, Hyalellidae. The transcript has 12 exons. The record is from RefSeq and is a predicted model, not a curated record. The coding region runs from base 195 to 3791 and encodes 1198 amino acids.
CUGGUGGAUGCGUCGUGCGAAACUCUUGACGAUCAAUCAGCCUUGAGUCCCUAAACACUCAAGCUGUUGCGUCAUAAAUUGCCUGGCUGUUCAGAUUUCCUUUGUUACUCAUGUUUUGAUUUGGUUAUAGACGAAAACAUGUGAUUUGCGUGCGCUAUUUGUGACUGGACUUUGAGGGAGGAGAUUUUACGAGCAUGUCAGGCACGCAUGCUGGAGGCCGACGGGCCGCAGCGCUAUCAGCUGCCGGACUGCUGGUCGUCGCAGCGAUUUCAGGGGCAGUUGAUCUUCAUUUCGAGAGCCCAGACAGCGGGUUUUUCUUGCGACCCGAGAGCAGCAGCAGUAACAGGGCUGGCAACAGAGCGGGCUACGGUGAGAUACUCGAGGGCCUAUCAGGCACAGGCGGAGUUCUAGACGUCGAAAGAUUUACGGUUCUUGAUGCAUCUCGGCCUGCCCUCAUCCGAGCCACAUACGGACCUUUCAGCACCAAACAAACUGUACCAGCUCGGUACGUGUUACCUCAAUUUCCAGACGAGGAGAAUAUUACAUUAACUCCUGGCGCUUUCACAAGCCCGCAAUUGGAAAUUUCUGCUCAUCUUGUCGUGAGCAAGGUUACGAGAGCACGGCCGUCGGUCCGAGUGCUGCUUCACGGCGCUGGUGCUCGAGGACAUCAUUCGCCGCACGUGUGCGUGACGGUCGUCGUAAGGAAAUCGGAUCAGAGGAUCUCCGCUUCUUGUACUCCUGUAGGUGCAGGAGAAACUGGCGGUGACGCUACAUGUCUCGUCACCCUCAGGGUCCCGAUGGCGUGGUGGCCGCCGCACACUCGCUCCACCAUUAAAAUCCCGCGCACUACAGUCGACGUGAGUUACCUCGUUGGCACCGCCGAAGGGCCCGAGCAAUGCGCUACUUUUGCCAACGACAACGACGAAACUUCAGUUCUCGGGAUCGGGCCCAGAGUGACUGUACAGCCGGAGACGCCCGUGGGAGAAGUGCUACUCGGUCUUGAAGAGUCAGGUUACGAAGAAGUAUCCAAAGAUCCACUCGUGCAUGUUCUCGUGCCACGGGCUCCUUUGCAUCCUGGUAACUCGUUCUACGCUCCUGUCUACCUUCACCCUCCGGGCAACCUGCCGGCACUCACUCUUGUCAUGAAAUGCCGCGUGCGAGGUGGGCUGCGCCUGGGCGGCGUGGAAGCAUCCAGCGGCGCCUGGAACGUGACGGUGGAGAUGCAGGGCGGCAAGAAGAACAAGGCCACCGUCACCGCCAUGCUGGCUAACCCCUUGCCUGACAAUGAGACGUUGCAUUCCCUCGGGCUGCACGAGGUGGCAGCGUGGGUGAUGGAGGUGCCGAAGGACGCGCCGGCGGGUGAGGCGCGCAUCACGUGGGCGGUGAAGUACGUCAUGGACGCGCACGGUCAGGAGACCUUCCCUGAGGGCAACACGCGGCGCGUCGCCGCCAAGCUGGUUAUCCUCAAGGACGAUAUCCAGGCUGUCCUGCCCAUCGCAAAAAGCUGGUCGAUCGUGAACACGGCGGUGCUGACGGGACGUCAGGUGUCGCGGGCGAUGAAGGUGCUGGUCGUGUCGCAGGCGGGCAAGGUCGCGGACGUGACGCUGCAGAGCUCCUGCAGCUGCACUGAUGAGGCCGCUCUCAAGGUGUCGGCGUCGUGCACGUCCGUGUACCUCGACGGGUCGGAGGUGCUGGGGUCCCACAACGCGACCGUCGUGGCCCGGUACGGUCAGCGCACGGGCUCGGCUGCCUUCACCGUCUGGAUGCCCGAGCUGCCCCUCCUCCUGCACGUCGACAACGCCAAGCUCUCCCAGAUCCGGGGCUGGAAAGCCCCGCUCACGUAUCCUCCUGGGCAUCCUUUUGUCACGAAGCCCAUUGAAGGCAACGAAGUGACCAUGCCUGAAGACGUUAAUUGUCGUAUACGGUACCAGCAGACGCAAAUACAGGUGUACGGCCGGUUCAUCGCAGUGGACAACAACAGCGGGCGGGAGUCUUACCUGCUGUCCCGGCAGGCGCAGGUACGCGUCACGGAGCUGGUGAGCCACUCCCUGCGCGUGGCGGACACGGGCGUCGUGCAGCUCACCGACACGGCACUCACCGGCAUCGCCCCCGGCAGAACUGAAGUCCAGGUUCUCUCGCCUAUCACGGGGCGCGUAAUCGGUAGCCGCGAGAUCAGGGUUGGCUCUGACAAGGUGUGGGUUACUCGCCUACACGCAGCCGUGAUCUCCGGCCUCACUCUGGCCCUGCAGCCUGAUGCCCACCUCCAGGACGGCUUUACGGCCAUAACAGCCGUCACGCCCGUACUCACCGCCAAGUACCAGGAGGGGCUGGUGGACGUGUGGGUGGAGUUGAGCGAAGGAUCCCUCCUGCCGCUCAGGGAGCUGCCCCCCGAACACUACGGCCUCAGAGUGCGCUCCUUGGACCCUAAAGUGGUCGAAGUGGCGCCCUCGCCCCGCACUUCGCAGCCACGAGUGAUCGCCAUCGGCGCGGGACACGGCGAUCUCAUACAGGUCAACUUAGAAGUUGCCGAGGAAUGUGAAAAAAGGCGAACUGUGUUGGCAUCCACCAUGGUGUACGUCAGCGUUGAGCUCAGUCCGUCCGCAUCUCCGGAUCCGUCAAACAAUACAGAAGAUAUUGCGCCUUCCAAGGAGCCGGGCGGAAAAGUCUACCACAAACCCGCUUUAUCGAAGCCUAGCAAGAACAUUCAUUAUCCUAUUGCGACUAAUACUGAACCAGCCGAGAAGAAACCCUUAUCGGAGGAGCUGCCUCAUGCUGAUGCAGCAGCUUCGUCGUACGACCACUACAUGGCAGGCGGCACCCACAACACGGCGAGGGAGGCAGCUCACCAUCGCUAUAGCAAAGGUCAUCCAGCGCCGCUGGAAGUGGGCAUGUACGUUCUGUUGUCCUUCUUCGGCAUCGCCGUCGUGGUGUUCGCAGCCUCGUGCAUAGUGUACAGCUGGAGGGGUAACGUUACCCGACGACCUCCUCCUCCGAGCCCCAUGAGCACCACCGACGAAGAAGAACUCACUGACUCCAUCACCAAUGCUCAUGAUUGGGUGUGGUUGGGACGUGCAACACUGGAACGAGCAUCUGGCAUGGGUCAUCCGACACGAGGUGGACCUGAAUUUGUGAAUCUUAGUGACCUGAAUGGCAACAACCAGCAAAACCAGCAGCAACCAGCAAGUGAUUCGGCAUGGCAAAAUGCAAGAUUUACCACCAACCCCCUCGGCAUGAAUGACGAUUUGAACUCUAGUGGUUCAUGCUCUCUUUCCACUGAGACUGAUCCUCUAAUAUCUGAAUGUCCUCCCAUAGGCGCGACAUUCACCCGAGACAGUAAAGGCCGACGGCGAGUAACUUUCAAUAAUCUGAGUGCCAGUAGCAGAAACUCGGUUUUGAACAGGCCUCCCAUUCCUCCACAUCGAAACAUUGGUGUCAACGCUGCCACCAAUGCCAAUUUGCCAGCUGAAAUGCCUCCUCCGGUUCCUCCACAUGGAGUCAAUAUAAUUGCUAAUCCAAUCUCGAACCACAAGCCAACGAGUAAGAAGAACAAGCAAAAUGCAUUCUUUGAUCAGCCAAAAUUUGUGGAAGUGAAUGCUGACGACUUCGUUCGACUUCGAGGCGUGACUCGUGGUCGAGCUGGACAGAUUCGACGCGCUACCAUUCUCGAAAAUCCUCUUCUCUCUGCAGGCGCUGUUGCUCCAGAUCAAGAGAACGAACCGUUGCCCUCACAAAUGAUGGAUUACGAACAGCUGCUUUCAUAUUUCUCUGCACUAAAAGAAUCUAAUGCCUGAAGAAAACCCUCUCACAGUACUGAUGACGACCUAGAUGUCAAAAAGCCAUAGAAAUUAUCCCGAAGUGUCCAUUACUGUAUAACAAGACUAAUUUUAAGUUAUUUCGUUGUAGUUGAACAAGAUGCACAAUUGUUUAGGGAAUGAAGGCGAGCAAUUUUGUCGGUCGGGAGAGGGAAUCCUAAUACGUUAUCUUUUGUAGCUUUAGAGAAUGUCUCCAGUUUAAUUAUGAUAAGGUGCUGUCGCUAUAUUGUAUAAAAGUUGGCUGGUUUGCCGCUGUAGUAUCUGAAAAUAAUACGCUGGCUACCAUUAGCUUCUUAAAUGAUUUUGUAUUUAAAAAAUCAUAUUUUUUUAUGAACUUCGUUACAUUCCACUAUAGUGUUGCUAUUUGGUAGAACUGUUGUUUCCGCAGUGCCACUCUAGUUGACUUCUAUCAUUGAGAUUUUGAAUUUAUUUGCUGACAAUGUAGAUGUUUGAAAAUGACCCAGUGAUGGAAUUGCUUGGCCUCUUCCGAACAUGAAAAUUUGUUCCCGCCGUGUGUGAAAAUGAAACAAGCUUUUGCUGUCGAGCUUCCGUUUAAACACUUUUGAUGUAUGAUAAAUAAUGACUUCUCGUAUAUGGCUGAAAAAUUAUUAUGGCUGAAAAAUUAUUGCAAUAUAUAAUUUAUUUGU